This is a messenger RNA of Salvelinus fontinalis (brook trout), 1289 nucleotides long. RefSeq names its product platelet-derived growth factor D-like. The record is from RefSeq and is a predicted model, not a curated record. The coding region runs from base 516 to 1289 and encodes 257 amino acids. NCBI's taxonomy places the organism in Eukaryota, Metazoa, Chordata, Actinopteri, Salmoniformes, Salmonidae. The transcript is spliced from 6 exons.
UAAAAUGUUUCUUCUGGUCUAUUUCCUUGUUCCGAAUCCUCCUCUCUGAUCAAUUCACCGAUGGAAGUUUCACACACACCAGCGCGCGUGUGCGUGUGUAGCGCUACAGUGAGAGACACGCACACUCAGCCUUGAAGUUAAAUUGUUGGAAAGCAUGUCGCGCUCGCUCUGAUAUCAGAGAAGUUGAACUAAAGUGGAUAAUUUCUCAUGGAAUUACCAGUGUGGAUUAACUCGCGGUAAAGCGAUAAAAAAAAAUCGGCGCCCGUACUUGUCUGUGGACAUGAGUAUAUGAACCUGCUCAGCAUUCUGUAGCGGCGGAGCUGGUUUAUGGUGAGUUUGAGACAGGCAGUUCGCUCCAUUUCGGGAGAAAUGAUGUGAACAGCACGAACGUUUUAAGAAAACUUUUACUUGAGUCUCCAGGGAGAACACAAGUAGCUAAUUGGUCUCUUUUCAGAAUUAUAAGUGGUUCUUCCACGCUUGGGAUUUUAGUUUAGUGUGCAACCGCCACGGAAAGAAUGAACAGCUCUGGGCGCGUGGCACUGGCGCUGUUGCUCGCGCUGCUGGUGGGCUUUACCGGGGGCACACAAGGCCAGGUAGUGUCCGCCAAGGUGAUGCGGUCUUCUAACGUGAGGCAACAUGACUUGUACCGGAAAGAAGAGAUCGUCACGGUAACGGCAACGGGCGGAGUCAUCCAGAGCCCCCGCUUUCCUAACGCCUAUCCCAGGAACCUGCAGUUGUCAUGGAAACUACUGUCGCCCCACAACACCCGCAUCACCCUGGAGUUUGACUCCCACUUUGCACUGGAGGAACCAGAGAACGAAGUCUGCAGAUAUGACUUUGUGGAGGUGGAGGACAUGUCAGAGACCAGUACUAUUGUCUGGGGGAGAUGGUGUGGUCAGAGAGUCCCCCCUCGUCUUACCUCCAAAACCAACACCCUCAAAGUCUCCUUCAAGUCAGACGACUACUUCGUGGCCAAGCCUGGCUUCAAACUCCACUUUUCUCUACAGGAUGAUUCUCUUCCUACAGCAUCGAAGACUAACUGGGAGGCUGUGACCCUGAUGGAGGACAGUCUGUCAGUGUUGGCUCCAGCGGUGACUGAUGUUCCUCUGACAGCAGCAGCGUUGGACCAGACCAUAGCAUCCUUCAACACAGUGGAGCAGCUCCUCCGCCACCUCAACCCUGGCAGCUGGAGACAGGACCUGGACAGCUUGUACAGAGAGACGGCCAUGUACAGACCCCGGGCCUACCAGCACAGCAGACAGAACAAGAUGAAGGGAGCCGUUUCUUAG